UGAAUGUGAAGGGAAAACGUAGGAAUGUGCGGGUGACGGUGGUGAGUGAUGACCACUACUUGUCACCACUCACCUUGUUUAAAAUGCUGAGUAGUUUUUAGUUGGGGGGUUUCAUAUCAUUUCUCUCCGAAAGGAAAGCCCCAUCUGAACUACAUUAAUUUCCCUCUUCAUCACCACCGAAUCCCAUUAAUCAUAAACCAUGAGCUCUCUUCUUCAGAGUUUUCAGAGCAAGGAAGCUCUGCCGAUGUCGCAACCUGCAGAAGAAACAGCAGGAGGAGGACUUGGCGUCCGCAAAAGGCUGUCUUCACUCUCCCUAAGGAUCAACAUGCGCGCGAGGUCUGCUUGUCAACAACCCAUCCUCUCAUUCUACUCCACCUCUAACACCUCUUCCUCCUCAUGGGCAUUUCGCCGAUCCAAAUCCUUGUCCUCUUUAUCAGCCGGAAUGGGAGAAUACGCUGGCAGUUCGAUAAGGAAAUGGUGGGAGUGGGGAUUGGGCUGGAUCAUGUCCAAGAAGCCCACGUUCGCCCAGGAUCUGGAAAUGAACGAAGAGGAGAAAGCCGUAUUGGGAUGCCACAGCAGAGGCAGUUUGAGGCACGUGUUUUACAAAGUAAGGUCGGAGCUGCGGAGGUUCGUCCGCUCCGACAACAACGUCGGUCUACCUCAAACCUUCCGCUAUGACUCUUUCAACUACUCCAAGAACUUCGAUGACGGCAAGGCAAUGACAAACUGAUCAUAUAUAUAUAUAUAUGCAUGCGUCAAAUUACCAUUUCUUUUGGAAGAUCUAUAAGCUCUUUUUGUGAUGUUGGUUCAUUCAUUGAUUGAUUCCAAGUUGUUGAUAGAUUCGAGUGGUUGCCAAAUCAUAGAUCGAUCGGGGAGUUAAAAUGUACGUCUCAUUAUGCAGGCAGACACAGUAAAUGUGCUUCGUAGUACUACUUUAUAUAUCCAUGUUAAAGUAUAAUUUGUGGUGAGUACGUAUAAAUGUAUAAAUUAGUAGAAAUUGAAUUAAUUCAUAGCGGUCCCCUGUUCCUGGAAGCAUUGCAUUCAUCUUCAUCGUAUAGUCGAACGGAGCAGCUACACAGGCACAGAAUGCUAGUUGAGUGAAAGUGAAACCAAUCCGAGCCUGAUCAUGCCGUUGUAUUAAUUUUUGGUUUUCCCCCUCUUCGUUGUCCUUGUAAUUCUUUUCCAGUACCAUUCUUGUGCUUUAUGUCAUAUUAUGUACUUUCUCCGUUUGAUUUAUGUAUAAAUGUAAAUUUUGUUGGCCAAAAAUUAAAGUCACCGUCCGAUUGGAUUCAGCCUUUGCAUA
Molecule: messenger RNA, 1303 nt
Organism: Nicotiana tabacum (common tobacco)
Lineage: Eukaryota; Viridiplantae; Streptophyta; Magnoliopsida; Solanales; Solanaceae
Source: RefSeq, a predicted model, not a curated record